Messenger RNA from Aricia agestis (brown argus), 1181 nucleotides. RefSeq names its product protein FRA10AC1 homolog. The record is from RefSeq and is a predicted model, not a curated record. The transcript has 2 exons. Gene Ontology annotation, molecular function: phosphatase activity; RNA polymerase II cis-regulatory region sequence-specific DNA binding; DNA-binding transcription factor activity. Lineage: Eukaryota; Metazoa; Arthropoda; Insecta; Lepidoptera; Lycaenidae. Gene Ontology annotation, biological process: dephosphorylation; regulation of transcription by RNA polymerase II. The coding region runs from base 140 to 1111 and encodes 323 amino acids.
UAAAGAGUAAAGACGCAUCCACAGGAUUCAUCAGUGAAGUGCAGUUUAGCAUAAUAUUUUUAGAUGUAGAAAAUAAACAUCGUUUGCUCCAAUAAAUCCCUAAUCGUGCUCAAAACAGGUUAGAGUAGUGCGAUCUAAUAUGCAGAACAACCCCCAGGAGCUUUCAUGGCAGGCGAUUGAGGCUAUCGUGGGGGUAAAACUUCCACCUAAUGUCCUACGUUUCGAUGAUAUUGGGUUUCACUUAGUCAACAAAUCAGUUUCUAGCGCUGAAGACUCCGAUUCGGACGUAGAAAUUGUGGAAAAUGGCUGGGAAUCCGACAAUAACGUCUCCUCUAAGCCAGAACAUUCUGAUAACGAGAAGACGUCACCGGACCGAGAGCAGAGUGAAUCGCCUACUCUUCGCCUCGUGGAGCCCGACAAUAACAACUCAGAAAAAGAUUCACUAGAUUAUAGAAAUCUUUUCGUGAAAAUCGAUGCCAAAGAUAUUACUGAUAACAGUCCAGUGUCACAGAUGAACGAAGAUGCAGAUAGUUCUCUUGGUAAUGUGAUGUCCAUAGAAAACUAUUUAGAGGUAACAUUGUCUACUGAUACAGAGGCUAGUCAUACUUGUAGCCAGUGCAACCAAAUGUUUUCCAGUGAGCAACUAUUGUCAUCCCACAAAUGCUCAGCAAAACCCACCGAAGAGAAAAAGUUUCCUUGUCAUGUGUGUUCAGAGAAAUUCACAAACUACUGGGAGCUAAGAAAGCACAUGAACACUCAUUUCCCUGGCAUGCUAGACUCAAAAUCCAGUUUCUGCCAUCUCUGUCAAAAGGACUACACCAAGACAGGGUUCAUGAAUCAUCUGAGAAAGCACACGGGAGAGAGGCCUUUUGUAUGUGAGCUGUGCCACAAAGCCUUCUCUCAGUCCAGCUCCUUAUCAAUACACAUGAAAUUCCACCUGAAUGUGCGGAAACAUGCCUGUACCGUGUGUGAGAAAAAAUUUGUCACAAAGAGUGAGCUGUCCCGUCACAUGACCGUCCACACCAAACAGAAGUCAUACUACUGUGGUGUGUGCGAUAAAGCCUUCACCAGGUCUGACAAUAUGAAGAAACAUGAAAAGACUCAUGGAUAAUAUCAAUAUAUUCUAGGCCUCUGUAUAUAGCGACCGAUAGGAAGUAAACUCCUAUUGUUGAUACUAGUGA